Molecule: messenger RNA, 1134 nt
Organism: Penicillium griseofulvum
Lineage: Eukaryota; Fungi; Ascomycota; Eurotiomycetes; Eurotiales; Aspergillaceae
Product: TatD family hydrolase
Exons: 1
Coding region: 1-1134 (377 amino acids)
Molecular function (GO): hydrolase activity, acting on ester bonds
Source: RefSeq, a predicted model, not a curated record
AUGCCAGAGGAUGAACCUUUCCCUUGGGACAUUGGUGUCUACGAUGCCCACUGUCACCCCACCGAUACAUUGGCCUCAGUGGCCGACAUCCCGCAGAUGAAAGCAAGAACAUUGACAAUCAUGGCCACUCGCGGGGAAGAUCAGGAUCUCGUACAACAAACAGCCAUGUCACUAUCAGCCAAAACAAGCCAACCAACAGACCGCGUAGUCCCCUGCUUCGGCUGGCACCCGUGGUUCUCGCACCAGAUACUGGACGACACUACACAAACAACAGCACAAAACCCAGCCGAGCACAAGUUUGCCCACUAUACAGCAGUCCUAUCACCAUCUCCAGCUGAUGACCAGCAAUUUAUUGAUUUCCUUCCUGUUCCCAAGCCCCUCACAGAACUAAUAUCUGAAACUCGGACCCGACUCCAACAGUUCCCCAAUGCCCUUAUCGGCGAAGUCGGCUUGGAUAGGUCAUUUCGACUCCCGACCCCAUGGACGGCAACCGAGAUCGAUAGCAGAGAUGAUCAGCUUACUCCCGGCUCACGUGAAGGCCGGCGUCUCUCAAACUACCGCGUCAAGCCGGAACACCAGCGCACUGUGCUAAAAGCGCAGCUACGGUUAGCGGGAGAAAUGAAUCGUGCCGUCUCGCUGCACAGCGUGCAAGCUCAUGGUGGGGUCUUCGAGGUGCUUAAGGAGCUUUGGGCAGGACACGAGCGGGUUGUGCUAUCGCGGCGGAAGAGGGAGAGGCAGCAGGAUGCAGAAGGCGCCGUAUCUGACGACGAAGACGAAAAUAAGACACCAGGCGAAUCGUACCCGCCAUUUCCGCCUCGCAUCUGCAUGCACUCUUAUAGCGGUUCGGUUGAGCCCAUUCGCCAGUUACUGCACCGCUCGAAUCCGUCCGAUGUCUAUUUCUCUUUCUCAAAGCCUAUCAAUUUCUCCGGUUCCACCGAAAAGAAGGUUAUCGAUGUUAUAAAGGCUCUGCCCGAGGACCGAAUUCUUAUUGAAAGUGAUCUCCAUGUUGCAGGUGCGCAGAUGGACGAGUCGCUGGAAGCUGUGGGACGACAGGUUUGUCUGAUACGUGGGUGGGAGUUACGACAUGGUGUCCAGGUGCUUGCGGAUAAUUGGCGGCGCUUUGUGUUUGGCUAG